CUUAACACGCCGUCUGACAGCUCCACGAUCUAAGAUAUCACGCGGUCUGACGGUCAGCAUAUCGACCUUCCUCAGCAUGUCGAAAAGACUCGACCUAUCUCAAUUCCGUGACGACUCUUCCGACGACGAGAAUGAUCUGGCCAUUGCAAAGGGGCCUAAGUUGGAUACGCUCAAGUCUAAAACCUUCUCGCAUGGUGUGACCAAGAAGACCAAGAAGGACUUGGAACGCGAGGCAGAGGAGAAGAAGCGCAUCGAGGAAGAAGAGAGUUCUCACAAGUGUUUGAAGGGAACGCCAGGGAAGGGCCUUCAUUCGUGGGAAGAGCAGGACACAGAGGCCAAGGCCGCUCGUUCGUCAGAGCCGGGGAAGCCUGCACAGUCUGCAUUGUCGGAGGUGCCGACUCCGUCCAUAGCCCCGAAGUCACGAGGGAAGCGAGCCAUGGAUUCGUUCUUGGACGAGAUCAAGCGAAACCAGGAAGCCCGCGAAGCUACACUUGGCAAGAAUGCCCAACGAGAUGGUUCAUCUGUCUCAGCACUCGCGGGAUACGGAGGUCCCGCCGACUCUGAGAGCAGCACCAACCUCUUCAUUGUCAAUCUGCCAAGUGUAGUAUCGGAAGAUUCGUUGGGACGCCUGUUCGCGUCUAUAGGCCCAGUCGGAACAGUCAAGAUCAUGUGGCCCCGUGGAGAGGACCUGCGCAACAAUCCGACAGUCCGCCGGGCCAAGCCUGGUUUGACAGGGUUCGUCUGCUACAUGACCCGUCGUGAUGCGGAAAGAGCGGUCGGCGAGUUCGAUGGAUAUGAGUGGAACGGCAGCGUUCUGCGCGUUAGCUGGAGCAAACCGGUCCCAAUUCCCCGCAAGGCACUCUAUGAUGAUUCCUACAGAUCAUCGCAGACCGUUGGUCGGUCUGCACUGGCUCCCGAGCCGAGUGGGGUCAAGAGACGGCGCAGUGCAUCACCAGAUGCCAACGAACACAAAUCGUUCUGGGUGAACCAAGUUGACCCUGAAACGUUGGACUUCAUCAAAGCUGUUGCUGAGCGCAUUAAAACGCAUGGCUCCGACUUCAAGGACAUGCUGCUGGAGCGUGAAAAGAACAACCCCCGAUUUGUGUUCUUCUUUGACCAAGAGGCUGCAAGUCAUCAUGUUUUCCAGUCAUUUCUGGACCCGAACUACAUGUUCCCCGCGCCUCCAGCAGUGCAAUUUGAUGACGAGGGAUAUGCCUCGAUCUACUCCUCGGAUUCAGAGGAGGAAUCGGAGCGCGGCCGCGUCCCUAAGAGGUCACUCGGUACUCUUGGUCGAAAGCGCUUUGAGUCGCUACUGCGCGCCAUGUCUGGGAAACGCGUAGAAAUAGCGCGGACUAUGGAGUUCGCCAUGAAACGAGCAGAAGCGGCUGAUGAGAGUCUCCAGAUUGAGGAGACUCCUAUUCCUCGCAAGAUUGCCCGUCUUUAUCUCGUUUCAGAUAUCCUCCACAACUCUGCAUCGCCAAUGGCAAACGUUUGGCGAUAUCGCCAGGUGUUUGAGAGUCGACUGCCUACGACCUUUGCCCACUUUGCCACUGUCCAUCAGAGACUCCUGGACUUAGUGGGGACUGUUGCCGCAGAUGUCUUUGAGAAGCAGGUCGACGCCGUUCUCACAAUCUGGGAGGGAUGGAUGGUGUUCACCGCCGACUUCCACAAGAUUUUGCGGGACCUUCUCCAUGGACAGGCAACGUUGGAAUCUUUGUCUGCAGCAGCAGCACCCGAGCCAGAGCCGCAACAGGACAACGAGAGCCGACCAAAGUCCGCGGGUUUCAAGUCGUCGUUCAAACGCAUUACCUCUGUUCCUGCCCCACAAGUCACAGUUACCAUCAACUCGAGGCUCGACACGGAACCCAAGCCCCUACAAGGCGUUGCUCCUGGCGACGUCAAUGUCGAUUUAGACGGGGAAGAGAUGGAGAGCGACGGAGGCGGUGGGCUUAACCCAGAAGAUAUUGAUGGGGAGGACGUUGACGGAGAGGACUUUGACGGCGACUCCAUAAAAGAUGAUCUGGACGGGGAAGCCAUAGAUCCCUAA
Messenger RNA from Vanrija pseudolonga, 2047 nucleotides. RefSeq names its product U2 snRNP-associated SURP motif-containing protein (gene U2SURP). Gene Ontology annotation, cellular component: nucleus. NCBI's taxonomy places the organism in Eukaryota, Fungi, Basidiomycota, Tremellomycetes, Trichosporonales, Trichosporonaceae. The transcript is spliced from 16 exons. The coding region runs from base 77 to 2047 and encodes 656 amino acids. The record is from RefSeq and is a predicted model, not a curated record. Gene Ontology annotation, molecular function: RNA binding. Gene Ontology annotation, biological process: RNA processing.